Molecule: messenger RNA, 1093 nt
Organism: Dermatophagoides farinae (American house dust mite)
Lineage: Eukaryota; Metazoa; Arthropoda; Arachnida; Sarcoptiformes; Pyroglyphidae
Gene: Cyt-c1
Product: Cytochrome c1
Biological process (GO): mitochondrial electron transport, ubiquinol to cytochrome c
Cellular component (GO): respiratory chain complex III
Molecular function (GO): electron transfer activity; heme binding
Source: RefSeq, a predicted model, not a curated record
GAAAGAAAAAAGUUAGUGAUAGUGAGAGAGACAUUUUGAUUCUGGUGAUUCAAAAUAAUUUAUAAUAAUAAUUAUCACCAAUAUUUGGCAAUCGAAAUUUCCUGCCUUUUAUAAUUUGAUAUAAUUUUGUUCAAAUGGCAUCCAUAUUAUCGCGUUCGUCAUCGAAAUGUUUGGCCAACAUUAAAAAUAAAUCGAUUAAUUUGGCCAAUCAAAAGAACAAUGUCUCCUCCUAUACAAAUGUCAAUAAUAAACGAAAAAUUUUAUUGGCCACGGCCGGUGUUGUUGGUGCUGGUACCGUCGGUUUAAUUUAUAGUCUACAUCAAUCCGUUAAAGCUAUGGAUAUCUAUUGCCAUCCACCAGAUUAUCCAUGGCCACAUUAUGGUUUUUUUAAAUCAUUCGAUCAUAAAGCAAUUCGUCGUGGUUAUGAGGUAUAUAAACAAGUUUGUGCCGCUUGCCAUAGCCUUAGAUUUGUUCGUUACCGUGAAUUGAUUGGCGUUUCACAUACGGAAGAUGAAGCACGUGCUGAAGCCGAAGAGAUUCAAGUACAAGAUGGUCCAAAUGAAGAUGGUAAAAUGUUUAUGCGACCGGGUAAACUAUCCGAUGCUUUUCCAUCGCCAUAUCCCAAUGAAGAAGCUGCACGUGCUGCCAAUAAUGGUGCAUUUCCACCGGAUUUGAGUUACAUUGUACUUGCGCGACAUGGCUACGAGAAUUAUAUUUUCUCAUUGCUAACUGGCUAUCAGGAAACACCGGCCGGAUUGGUUAUCGGUGAAGGACAAUAUUUUAAUCCGUAUUUCCCCGGUGGUGCCAUUUCUAUGGCACAAGCAUUGUAUGAUGAAGCUGUAGAAUAUUCGGAUGGUACACCGCCUAUUGCAUCACAAUUGGCUAAAGAUGUGACAACAUUUUUAGCCUGGUGUGCACAACCCGAGCAUGAUAAACGUAAAAAAUUGCUGAUUGACUCAUUUAUCGUUUUGAGUACAAUCGGUGUUGCACUGUGGUAUUGGAAACGACAUAUAGGCUCAUCACUCAAAUCUCGUAAAAUUCUUUUCCGUCAGUCACCGUCUUCUUCGAAACCUAAAAAUUAGAUUUAAAGAAU